Messenger RNA from Fomitiporia mediterranea MF3/22, 2082 nucleotides. Its product is annotated as class III chitinase. Gene Ontology annotation, cellular component: extracellular region. Gene Ontology annotation, molecular function: carbohydrate binding; chitinase activity. The transcript has 12 exons. Gene Ontology annotation, biological process: carbohydrate metabolic process. Bases 6 to 1502 code for a protein of 498 amino acids. NCBI's taxonomy places the organism in Eukaryota, Fungi, Basidiomycota, Agaricomycetes, Hymenochaetales, Hymenochaetaceae. The record is from RefSeq and is a predicted model, not a curated record.
UCGAGAUGUUGGCAUCCCGCACACCAAUCGUUCAGACGCACUCGCUCCGUCUUACUUUCGUUUUCCUUGUCCUAAGCAUUACGCACUUCGCCAUUGCUUUCGAUACCACGCGUUUUGACAACCUUGCUGUCUAUUGGGGACAAAAUUCUUAUGGCGCAACUCACCCAGAUGACCCAGCAAACUGGCAAAAACCCCUCUCGUUUUACUGCGGUGAUGACAGCACCAUCGAUGCAUUCCCUGUAGCCUUCUUGAAUGUCUUCUUUGGAACCGGCGGAUUGCCAUCUAUAAACUUAGCUAAUACCUGCAAUCCAACUGAUAAUGCAACCUUCCCUGGCACCCAGCUUCCGGAUUGCUCAGCGCUAGCUAGUGAUAUAGAAACCUGCCAGUCAAAGGGCAAGAUAAUUACCAUUAGUUUGGGUGGCGCGACUGGUUCAGUCGGAUUCAGUUCCGACAGUCAAGCGGAGACGUUUGCCGAUACAGUUUGGAACCUCUUCUUGGGUGGAAGUAGCGAUACUCGUCCCUUCGGAAAUGCCGUUCUGGACGGUGUCGACCUUGAUAUUGAGGGAGGAGGUUCUGGUUCCUAUGCAGCAUUCGUCAACCGGAUUCGUUCGCAUGCUGGCGGUGCUAGUAAGAAGUACUACGUGACCGCGGCACCCCAAUGCCCGUUUCCCGAUGCCUCGCUCGGAGCGGUUUUGAAUUCGGCCGAAUUCGACGCCGUUUACGUCCAAUUCUAUAACAAUGUCUGCGGCCUCAACAAUUUCAACCUCGCUCAGGACUGGGACUUCGGCCUUUGGGACAAUUGGGCCCGGACAAUGAGUCCGAACCCGAACGCGAAGGUUUACAUUGGUGCCCCUGCAUCGAGUACAGCCGCUGGACAAGGGUUCAUAUCAGCGGACACACUCUCCUCCAUUGCCGCACAGACGCGGAAGAGUUUCCCGUCAUUUGGAGGCGUGAUGCUGUGGGACGCAUCCCAGGCAGUUGCUAAUGAUCGGUAUGACGCCGCAAUUAAGUCCGCUCUGACAGCAGCCGGCGGAACAGGAUUUACCUUCCCGCCAUGUUCGGCCCCGGAGUUUGUCUCCGGAACUUCCUAUACCGGAGGCUCGCAGGUGUCUUUCAACGGAUAUAUCUGGCAGGCAAAAUUCUUCGCAUCGUCCACCCCUGCAAACGACCCGAAUAACGAAUGGAGCGCCAUUAGCGCUUGCGCAGGAGACGCGCCUUCCGGCAGCAGUUCUUCUUCGUCCGCUCCGAGCACUAGCGCACCUUCGUCCACCUCGACAGUGCCGAGCUCUAGCACAUCUACGCCCACCUCAACAGCGUCGAGUCCAAGCACCUCGCCUACAUCGCCUCCGUCAAGUGGUGGAGUAAACUGCGCCAGUGUCCAAACCUGGACAGCUGGUGUUGCCUAUACUGCAGGCGAGCAAGUCGUCUCGGGUGGACAUCUUUGGACAGCGAACUGGUGGACAGAGGGCGAUGUCCCGAACAGUGAGAUACUCCUGUGUUGAGUUCAUCUUACACACUUUAACGCAGAUUGGUUAUUAGCAGUCAACGGGGACUGGACCGACAACGGAGCCUGCUCAACGAGCCGUGCCGCGGAGACGAUAGCAACAAGCGCACACAGUGUAGCGGCAUCAAGUCCGAGUACCGCACGGGACGCAUCUACCGUGUCGUCGGAUGCUUCAAAGACUGCAAGUGUCGCCUUUGCACUAUCCUCUGCCCUUAGUGCUUCACACAGCAGCACAACUGCGAAGGCAGUAUCCUCCAAAGGAGAGGACUCGAAUUCAGCGUCUGCAUCCGCUGCGACUCCUGUAGUGUCCUCCACGGCCAAUACUCCUGAUCCCCAGACCAAGGAGAGACGCGCCAAGUCGCGUUUCUUCCGCUUCUAAGCCUUCCUUUGUUAUUCCCCUCUUCCCCAUUACGAAGAGCUAACACCUGGUGUUCUUUCAUUGACGUCGUCAUCACCUAUUAUGAUUUUAUUUACUGGAAUCUCUUUGGUCAUGUUGUCGAGUACCAACUAGGAAAUAUCAACCGAACGUGUCAUGUAUAUUCCCUUUCAUUGAUGUAAAAUGUCGGAGUGAAUGCUGG